This is a messenger RNA of Cuscuta campestris, 992 nucleotides long. The record is from the annotation of a GenBank genome assembly. Lineage: Eukaryota; Viridiplantae; Streptophyta; Magnoliopsida; Solanales; Convolvulaceae.
CCGAGGGGAGUAUAUAAAACAUUUCCUCAUAUAGGAUCUUCAAUGUUUUUAUAUUAAAAUAGAACGUUUUGUGCACUUUGCUAUCUUUUUCAAAACUCCCUUCUCACCAGAAGAUAAUUGAUCGACAAAUCCGAUCGGGAACAAGGUCGUAAUAUAUAAUAUUCGUCUCAAAAAUCAUGCAGAUUGUGUGGAAAGAAAAAGCAGGGAAAAUCGUGAUCAAUGGCACUAACUACUCACUAGUCCAAACCCAUUGGCAUACUCCCUCUGAGAACACUGUGAAUGGAAAAAGAUUUGACAUGGAGAUGCACCUGGUUCAUAUGAAUGCACGUGACGAAUUGGCUGCUGUUGGGAUCUUAUACGAAAUUGGAGCCCCGGAUCCUUUUCUUGAAAAUUUGAUAAGCCAUAUCAAGAAUGCUGAUCAUGAAGGUAAAGAUUUAGGCAUUAUUCACCCAGAAAAUAUUGGAUAUGGAAGCAAUGAGUACUACAGAUUCAUCGGUUCCCUCACAAUUCCCCCAUGUUCACAAGGUGUUCUAUGGACAGUUAUCAGCAAGGUGAAGACAAUAUCAAAGGAACAAUUAGACGCAUUAAAGGGUGCCGUUGAUGAGGGCUAUGAGCAAAAUGCAAGGCCAGUGCAGCCCCUAAAUGGAAGGACAGUUUAUCUGAACAAACCAUAGGACUGUUGUGGCCUAUAAUUUUUAGAGGACACUAUACCAGUGCAACUUUUUCAUCUUUUGUAAUCCAUUGCAAAAGAUCUGUUUUUUUCAUAGAAGUAACACUUUUUCCUUUGUUAGUGUAAAACAUAUACGCCUAAUGUUAAAUACUCUCUCAGCUUGUGUAUUUGUCCCAGAUUGUAAGAACACAAAAUAGAACAUACGGAGUAAUAAUUUCUCAGCAUCAUUCAUUUUAAUCUAUAAAGAAAUGAACAUGUGACAUACUCUGUACAACAGUACUUUCUAAUCUAACCAAAUACCAAUUAAACACUAUUCAUUUUC